GAGAUGCUUUUGAUGGUCUCAGCCGGCGAUAUCGCUCCGUUCGUGGUCAGAACAAAACCGAGAAGCCAUUUCAAUGACUCAAUGUGCUCGUUUUGAGGAGCAAAGGAGACGUUUCUGUAGGAUUCUCAGUCCGGAGACGUGAUGUCUGCCAGCGCUCGUGCCCUGCUCUUAGUAUUGCUGAGUGUGCUUCAGGCAAAUGGCCAGACGGAGAUGAAGAGGGUGGUCGGAGACAACGCCACGCUGCCUUGCCACCAUCAGCUGUGGCAAGCCGACAUCUCCCUGCUGGACAUCGAAUGGAUGCUGCAUAAAUCCAGCUCACGGCAGAAAGUGGUGAUCACAUACUUCGCCGGUCGGAUCUACGACCCCAACGAGAGCGAAGCUGGGCGGCUGUCCCUGGCGGGAGACUAUCUAAAAGGCGACGCUUCGCUCUUGAUCAGCGACCUCUCGCUCACCGACUCCGGAGAAUACAUCUGCAAGGUCAAGAACGGCGGGAAGUACUACUGGAACACAGUCAAACUCAUCGUACUCCUGAAGCCAUCCAAACCACGUUGUUGGAUGGAGGGUCGUCUGCUGGAAGGAAGUGAUGUCAGACUGAGCUGCAAGUCCACGGAUGGCUCCGAUCCAAUCAGCUACAAAUGGGAAAGAGUUUUAGACAAAGGAAAGUACGCUGGCAAGCUGCCACCUCUGGCCCUCAUAGAUCUGAAGAACCCUGAGAUUGUGACAUUGAAAAAUCUGACGAGGGAAAGCGCGGGUGUUUAUAAAUGCACCGCCAGCAAUGAUGUCGGAGAAGAAAACUGCACUUUAGAGGUCAAAGUUCACUAUGUCCGGGGGAUGGGUGUGGUGGCCGGCGCUGUGGUGGGCGUGUCCUUCGGCGUUCUCCUCAUCAUCCUCAUCGUCUGGCUUGUUUUCCGCAAGAAAGAGAAGAAGAAAUACGAGGAGGAGGAGGCACCCAAUGAAAUAAGGGAAGAUGCAGAGGCUCCCAAAGCCAAACUGGUGAAGCCGAACUCUCUGUCCUCCUCCCGAUCUGGUAGUUCUCGCUCCGGGGCCUCCUCCACUCAGUCUAUGGUGCACAACAGCGUCCCCCGUGGGCCCAGGCCUCGACUGCCUGUCGUGGCUGCCCUCAAAGAAAGCGGGCAGCCCGAAAACUUCCCUCCGGUCCCACCGCCGUACAACCAUGUGGUUCCCAAACCUCCAGAGCCCGGCAGUAGCCCCAAAGCCAGCCCGGCGAAGCUCAGCCCGGGGAACCUGGCGAGGAUGGGCGCCACACCGGUGAUGAUUCCCGCCCAAACCAAGGCAUUCCAGACUGUGUAGGAAUAAUAAACGCCCUGAGCAUACACACAAACAGAUAAACACACGCACCGCACCGAGCAUCCCACAUCUGGUAUCAGGAACAUUCCCGAAGGAUUUCCCAUUCCCUGCGGAAAACCCAGGUGGUCAGGCCUUUUGAUUCAACAGCUAAUAAAUGCUUUUGUCGUUUUUAUGUGCACGCUGAAGUGGAAGAAGGCCCCUUGUGGAGUGUAAAGGGUAAAGACAGAGGAGAAAAGCAGGGUGGGGGGGGGGUUUGGAUGCGGUGGGCUGCGCCUUGUGCUACGAUGAUGGUUUGAGCAAACAAAAGAGGCAGAUAUGAACAGAGAUACAACUCUGCCUUUACCCAGACAGACAGCCUGUCUACCUGACCGCACACUUCCUGUCCUCGCUGGGUUUGAACUGACAGCUACAGAACUGGAGGAGAAACUCACAAAAGCGGACUCUUUCCGGCACCUGCUCGUCCGCCCCUACGAGGAUUCACAUCUGCCACUCAUUUCCUCGGCCAAUCGGCAUCCGCCAGGUGGCCCAGUGGGCAUCACACCUCAACAGCCAAAGGCAGGUCUCCUGCUGGGCACAGACGCCCGCGAUUGGCCCAGAAUGAGGAGAAAUCGACACACUACCACAUAAACAGUGACAGUACAUUUCUUUGUUCUUCUUUAAAGCUAUAAAUGUUCCGUAUGAAUAGACGUAUUCCAUAUUUAAGAGGUAUGAAUAGGAAUUCCAUAUAUUUCAGUUCAUUCGUAAUGUGUGUGCACAGUCCCUUUAAAUCAUUCAGGAUCAUUCUAACAGUAUCUUCAGUAAUGAGGUUGAUGGUCUCAGUGGAAAAAUGGUUUGGCUCCGCUUUGAUUCUCGGUCUUCGCGAUUAAAAGCAGAUGCCUGGUUGGUGCAUCCUGUUGGAUGCAAUAGUGAUGAGGUUGGGUCUGGCUUAUUCUAUGCUGGUUUAUACGGAUUUAAAGUGUCUAAAUGAUUAUGAUGAAACCGAACAAGCAGGCCCACACACAAUUAUGCAUGCAUGGAAAAAUCCAGUUUCCUGAAGAAUUCGAAGGGCUGCCAUUCACAAAGCUCUGCAUUGGUGGUUCUCAACCAUAUGAAAUCAUUUUACAGUUAACCAAAAUCCCUGUCUAUAUUAGGAUAUUUCAAUUGGUAUUCCCGUUUUUUCAGACGUGAACUUCACGACACUAGAACAUUCUUUCACAGUUAUCUGCUACUGUUCUCAAAACAUGAACACAAAAAUUUAGUUUAGUUUAAUUAGACGUUCAUUAACAUUUCCUUUUUAUAUUAUGAUUAUUAUUUAUUUAUUUUUUUUUAAAUAUAAGUAGUUCUUGUUUCAGAAUGCUGAGAACCUUUGAGAGUAAUGUUCUCAUGUUUGUAAAAUUAUCAAAUUUGACAAAAUGUUCCCUUAACAUUCCAAAAAAAAUAUUUAGAACACAUUCAGAGAACGUUCAGAAAUAAUAUUUUUACAACAUGGAACAAAAAUGUUUUUAGAAAUUGUUGCGUUAACUCGGUUUCUGCUGAAAUUACGAAACUUUUUAUUAGUGUAAACUGGAAAUGUUGAUAUAUUAGAUGUAAUUAUUUAACCACAAUUUGUUGAUCCGGUUCCAGAAAAAAAAAAAACUGCUAAAUUCUAAUAUGUUCUUCAAUAAAAACAAUAAUUAUUCAGAAGGAGACAGGCAGUUUACAGUCCUGUUUCUCACAAGAGUGUUUUUAGUAUUUUUAUUGUUAAUUUUAAUUGUUUAUAUAAUUCUAAUAAAAAAAUCAUCCUGUGACCACUUUGGACGUUUGCUGAGGCCACUCAACCCUUCAUUUUUGUGUGUAUGUUUAUUUCGUAUAUUACGGUUAAUUUGCAAAUGCUUUCAGCUACCAAUAAGAAUGUAGUACUUUUUGCUCACUUUAAAACAUUGCACGUCAUUUUAUUCAAAAAAUCAAUUGACAAAAUGUAAAACAAAAUCUGCUAAUUUUGUCUGGGCCUGUGAAUGAGCUUUGAAUGUGUUCGAUAGCUGACUAUUUUGUUAUUUUCCUCAUUUCGACAGUUAAGUUUUAAGAUUUAGUUUUAGAAAAAACACAUUGUAACUGCAGUAGGUUAGAAGCUUUAAAUUCUCGAGUGCGGAUUUUUAUAUACGUGAAUCUUUUUUGUAUUCUACUAUAUUCGGGUUGCUCUAAAGCCAUUGCAAAUAUAUUUUCUCUAUUUUUCAGUUGUUUUCCCCUCUUAGAUUUCAAUGUUUGAUGUAUUCAAAUGCUCAGAGAGGCAUUCAUACCCAGACCCAGCUGGAAAAAAUGUGCUUUUUGAGUCCACAUUAGUGAACAGCAGGGGACCGUAACAUGGAUUCCUCCCCUCGAAGAAACAUCCUUGUUAUUUACGUCUUCAGAAAUGAAUUAGAUGGACGAACAAGAUGUCAGAAAAUAUUCAAAGUGACAGGUCACCCUUAAGGACAGAACAAUGUCUUCUUGCCGGAUAACCGGGGAAUAAGCGUCUCUGCGUGGAACAGGACUUAGAUGCCGAUGCUGGAAGAGGUAAAGGAACCAAAGUCUGACCUUAUUUAUCUAAAUCCAAUUCUUCACAACUCUUGAGGCCAGUGCAAAAGUACACAGAAUGUGCGCCGGUUCCAUUGAUUUAGCUUCAACCCCCAGCCCGGUCGAUGAAGGCACAGGGAAACUGAGAAAAUGAAGUAAUAUUAGUCGGAGUGCUUCCUCGCAAACCCCGCUGUUCCUGCUGUACGGCUGAGUCUGCUGUUGAUAUGUGCUGAGACGCAUGGUUCAGUUGAGUUUGUGUUUGGUCGGUCGCAGCUGAACGGUUCGAAUGCUGAGCUCUAAUGUUAAACGCCCUGCAUACAAUUGCUUGAGAGAAUGUGCAUCUAAACAACGGACCUGCAUGACACCGAUAGCUAGAGAAAGACGAAUAUUUCGGCUAAUAUCAGUACAUUAUAUACUAAGAAUCGCACUAUUAAAGGGUUUUGGUUGAAAUGUUACUAAUGUAAAUACUUUUUUGUAUUUAUACGUCAUUAUACCGGAUAAACAUCGAAUGAAGUCAUCCUUUGCACUUCUACAGCUGUGCUUCUCUAUACAGUAGUUUUGUCUGGUCAGUCUGGUGUUUUGACUGCAUGAGUAAGGAAACCAUUUCCCUCUGUUGCUCGGUUUUUGGGUUUUGUUUUUCUUUUAACAUUACCGGCUAUUAUUUGAUAGCGAAUUACAAGAGAAAUUGUGCAUACUUCCUUUCUGCAUUACAAAUGUAUAUUUGUACAGUAUCUUAAUGAUUUUCUGUUGGUUUGUAAUAAAGCAUUCAGUGGCAAGGCAAUGAAAA
Messenger RNA from Puntigrus tetrazona (Sumatra barb), 4606 nucleotides. RefSeq names its product CXADR-like membrane protein (gene clmpa). Bases 142 to 1311 code for a protein of 389 amino acids. Lineage: Eukaryota; Metazoa; Chordata; Actinopteri; Cypriniformes; Cyprinidae. The transcript is spliced from 7 exons. The record is from RefSeq and is a predicted model, not a curated record. Gene Ontology annotation, cellular component: cytoplasmic microtubule; cell surface; membrane.